CAGUCCUCUCUCUACCGUUCUAUGGUUUCUGCGAUUUUAUUAUUCCACCUUUUGUGAAGUUCGAUCACUUUACUUUUCUUGCUUCAAUAUCAGAAAGAUGCUUCCUGACUUUAUUACAGUACCAUCAACAAGUGAAAAAUGUCUUUCUCCGGAAUUGUUGCUACCAAAUAUGGAUGAGAACUUGGAAGAUUCAAAACCAAGCUCUUUAAAAUAUCAAAAGGCGAUGAUGAGCCGAGGAACAUGUCCAUCAAAUUGUAAAGUCUGUAGGCACUCAGCUACUGGAUAUCACUAUGAUGUUCCAUCUUGUAAUGGAUGCAAAACAUUUUUUCGACGAUCAAUUCUGGAUGGAAGAAAAUAUACAUGCCUGAAGAUGAGAAAAUGUUUGAGUGGAACUGAACCUGUUGACUUGUCUAGGCGCAUGUGUCGAGCAUGCCGAUUUGAGAAAUGUGUAGAAGCUGGAAUGAAUCCAUCUGCAAUACAAGCCGACAUGAAAACCACUGACGGUGAGCUGUUGAGAAAAGAAAUUAUGAUAAAGCAGAAGACAGCCGUUGAUUUUUUGAAUACUCCACAGGUUAUUAUGAGUUUUGAAGAUAAAGUGCAAGGAAUAAUUGGCAAGCUGACAGUAAUGGAAUUGAAGAUAGAACCAUUGUAUACAGGAGGAUUGCCUCCAGGCAAUAGAGAUAUCAGGAAAUUGGACGAGUUGAUUGAUGCUCCACUGAUUCUCAGCUAUGACGAAAUUCCAAAUUUAAAGUAUUGUCCGAGUGUAGACGAAUUGACCGGAGAAAUAAAGCCCAGUGGAGCUUGCUACAUACAUUGCGGCUACCUAGCUAGUAUAGAAUAUUCAAAAAUGUUUGACUUUGCUCAUAAAAUAGAUGUUGCUAGCAAAGCAACUCUGAUAAAACAUGCAACAAUUAUGUGCGCAGAUAUCAUGACAGCUUUCUUCUCUUACUAUCAACGUAAAUCCGAUCGACUGAUUCAUCCAAAUGGAAUGUUUGCAGGACCACCAAAAUACAGAUAUGGUGAAGCCGGUACAAAAUAUCAAGCUUCAAUGCAAAGAACUCUGGCAACAGUGCUCCGACAUGAACUUAAUCGAAUUGAAUAUAUGCUACUCAAAGCUAUUGUGCUUUGCAAUCCAGGAGUCCAUGAAAAUAAUAUCUUUUAAUAACACGAUUUGAUUUCCAGCAGUCUCUAGUCUUUCUAUUUCGGUACAACAAAUAAUUGGAAAAGAACGUGAAGAAUAUGUUCGAACUCUACUUACAUACUGUCUUCUCAAUUAUGGUUCUGUUCAUGGACCAUCAAGAUUUUCUGCCCUUCUUGCUAUUAUGUCAGUUCUUGAAAGUCAACAGAAGAAUGCAAAGGACUUUCAUUUAUUGGCUAAAGCGACAAUACUGAAAGAUGCAGUUAGAUACACACGAAUUAGCAAUCUUUACGAACAAAUCAUGGAGUCGUAAAGAUUAGAAAUUGUUGAAAUUAGGAUAUUUGGGUACUCGAAGUCUUUAUUUUUAUUACUUUCAAUUUAUGUUAUAUUUCUAUUUAUAUAUACAUUUGAGAAAUACAAAGAAAUCAGAGAAAAUCAUCAGAAUUGUUGCAUUGGUUCUAGCGGGUAUUGUAAAUAAAAUGU
Caenorhabditis elegans is the source of this 1621-nucleotide messenger RNA. It is a transcript of the gene nhr-136, whose product is annotated as Nuclear receptor domain-containing protein. Bases 98 to 1162 code for a protein of 354 amino acids. Gene Ontology annotation, biological process: intracellular receptor signaling pathway; response to starvation; regulation of DNA-templated transcription. Gene Ontology annotation, cellular component: nucleus. Lineage: Eukaryota; Metazoa; Nematoda; Chromadorea; Rhabditida; Rhabditidae. Gene Ontology annotation, molecular function: sequence-specific DNA binding; zinc ion binding; DNA-binding transcription factor activity. The record is from RefSeq and is marked reviewed. The transcript has 9 exons.